Molecule: messenger RNA, 1020 nt
Organism: Mangifera indica (mango)
Lineage: Eukaryota; Viridiplantae; Streptophyta; Magnoliopsida; Sapindales; Anacardiaceae
Product: probable F-box protein At5g04010
Molecular function (GO): protein binding
Source: RefSeq, a predicted model, not a curated record
AUGUCUAUCUACUUUGAGGAGUGUAUUCCAAUUUUUAUCACAACUGCCCUUAUCGAAGUGCAAAGAGCAAAAGAAAGCAGUGGCUACGAUCAUGGUGAUGAUGAUGGUUUAACAGAGGUUGAAAAUGUCAGGUUAAAUCUAAAACAGGAAGCUUGCAAGGAAGACUUCGAAGAUUUUCAUGAUGAUGUAUUGUAUAUUGUUGAGAAUGGGUUCAUGGAGACAAACAGAGGAUUCCAAAUUAGAGUGACUUUGAUAGUUCCUGUUAUAAAUCCUCCAUCAUGAGAGGUCUUCAACUUUCUUGCUCACCAUCUCGACCCAAAAACCCUAGCUAUAGCCUCUUGCGUCUCCAAAUUUUGGUUUGUUUCUUUUUCCUCUAAACAAAUAUAGCAACCCAUUUGCACCAAUCUUUACCCUUCUUUUUUUAACUUAAAACUCAUCCACCCAUCAGUCCCCUAUCACAAAAUCUACAUCAUCGCCUACUCUGCCACAAAACGCCACCAAAAACUCGCUUCUAAACCCCACAUUUCUCUCCAUAACCUCAUCUUUGCCAUCGACUUACGUACCAAGGACAAUUUCCUGCUUGUCACUGUUGCAAGGCUUGUGAAUAAGUUUUCUAUUGAUGCCAAUGGUGUGUUCAUAUUCGAUAUUAAUGUUGAUGAUUAUGAAGAUUUAGGGAUGGUUGAAUUAUCAAAAGAGGUGAAAAUCACUUGGAAUGUGAUGUUGAAAAUGUGGGGAGGUGUUUUUAUGAUAAUAGAUUGCAACAAGAGGCCGAGUUCUAUUCUUGGGUUUAAAGGGUGGUUUUCUAAGGAGUUGUCGUCGCCAGGGUGUUGUAGUGAUAUGGUAAGUGAGAUGGUGGCAGAUAUGAAGUUAGGGAUUUGUGAUGGAAGGGGAAAUGGUGGGAAAGUUAGAGUUGAGAAAGUGAGUGUGAGAAUGUUGAAUAUUAUAAAUUGGAGAUACAUGAAUAUUGAUGAUGGAAUUCGAUACUUGCAACAUUUUCUUGUGCCAAUGGAGGAGUGUUGA